Acytostelium subglobosum LB1 is the source of this 1317-nucleotide messenger RNA. RefSeq lists its product as hypothetical. Gene Ontology annotation, cellular component: cytoplasm. The transcript is spliced from 4 exons. Gene Ontology annotation, biological process: regulation of MAPK cascade; intracellular signal transduction; protein phosphorylation. Gene Ontology annotation, molecular function: ATP binding; protein serine/threonine kinase activity. The coding region runs from base 1 to 1317 and encodes 438 amino acids. NCBI's taxonomy places the organism in Eukaryota, Evosea, Eumycetozoa, Acytosteliales, Acytosteliaceae. The record is from RefSeq and is a predicted model, not a curated record.
AUGCCCGCAUCGCCCUCGCUCAACUCCUCGUCGCACACCACACCAACUCUGGCGUCGUCGCCACCCAACAACACAUACAUGGCGCCGCCUUCGCCUCCCGUCGAGAAGAAGGAGGAGGAGAAGAAGAUCAUGGGAUUCUUUGACAAGAUCUUCACGUCGGGCAAGAAGAACAAGAAGAAGGAGCCCGAGGUUGGCGUGCCCUUCAACGUCAAGCACAACGUGCAUGUCGAUUACAACUCGAUCACAGGUUUCGAAGGUCUGCCCCGCGAGUGGGAGGUCGUCCUGCAGUCUUCCGGUAUCACCAAGGAGGAUGUGGUCGAGCAGCCACAGGCCGUGCUCGAUGUGCUGGACUUCCACUUGGGCUCGAUGAACAACCAACAUGGCACCAAGCCCAUGCCACCCAAGCCACAGUUCCAGGCACAGCCACAGCAGCACACACAACCCAUCGCUCACCCAACACCCGUUGCACCACAGCCACAGCAGCAGCAACAGACACAUCAACAGCAACAGAUGCAACAAAUGUACAAUGAUAUCCCACCUCUGUCCGAUGGUGAUGACUUUGACCUGAUGAACAAUCAAUCAUCCCCUCCAAUACCCGAGGAGACUACACUCUCAUUGAAUGAUCUUAUCAGCACAGAGGACCCAUCCAAGUUUUAUCUGGUUGGCGACUCACUCUGGGUGGCCAUGGAGUUCAUGGGUGGAGGCUGUCUUACCGAGGUCCUGGAACAAUUCAGCACCAUCAAGCUGACAGAGUCACAGAUUGCCUACAUUUGCGCAGAGUCAUUGAAGGGUUUAGCAUACAUUCACAAUCAAUAUCGUAUUCACAGAGAUAUUAAGAGUGAUAACAUAUUGUUGGGAUCGGAUGGUUCGGUGAAGCUUGCCGACUUUGGUUAUGCCGCCCAGCUCACAAAGAACAAGCAAAAGAGAGUGACAAUCGUUGGUACACCAUACUGGAUGGCGCCAGAGCUGAUCCGUGGACAGAACUACGACCGCAAGGUGGACAUCUGGAGUCUUGGUAUCAUGGCCAUGGAGAUGGCCGAGUCGGAGCCACCCUACAUGUCGUUCCCACCCCUGCGUGCGCUGUUCCUCAUCACGACCAAGGGCAUCCCCGACCUCAAGGAGCAGGGCAAGUGGUCCGAGGACUUCAAGGAUUUCGUCAAGAAGUGUCUGGACAAGGAUCCCGACAACAGACCCGACGCCCAGACGCUCUUGAAGCACCCCUUCUUGAGACAGGCGUGCAACAGCAACGGUUUGGUGCCAGCGAUUACCGAGGCCAAGAAGGCCAAGGAGGCACAGAGCAAGUUCUCAUUAAUGUAA